CGCGCGCGUAGGCAGAGCGGAGUGCGCCGCGGUCAGCUGACUGCUCCGGCUGGCACGUGACUCGCUCUGGGCGCAGGGGUCGAGGAAGCCGAGAGGCCGGAGCUUAGGUCCGGGAGGGAUGGAGCGCUGAGCGGUUAACGUCUGCCAGGCUUCCCGCAUUCGCACCUGCCGCCGCCGUCGCGGCCUCCUGAGACACCUUCCCGGAUUCUCCCCUGCUUGCCAAAGAGGUAACAAACAUGACUGAGUUCUGGCUCAUAUCUGCUCCUGGGGAGAAAACCUGUCAGCAAACAUGGGAGAAACUACAUGCAGCGACCACCAAGAACAAUAACCUUGCUGUCUCUUCCAAGUUCAACAUUCCUGACUUAAAGGUUGGCACGUUGGAUGUCUUGGUUGGCUUGUCGGAUGAACUGGCUAAACUGGAUGCAUUUGUAGAAGGAGUGGUCAAGAAAGUGGCUCAGUAUAUGGCUGAUGUGCUGGAGGACAGUAAAGAUAAAGUUCAGGAGAACUUGCUGGCCAGUGGAGUUGACUUGGUUACUUACAUAACAAGGUUCCAGUGGGAUAUGGCUAAAUAUCCAAUCAAGCAGUCUCUGAAAAAUAUUUCUGAAAUAAUUGCCAAGGGAGUGACUCAGAUCGAUAAUGACCUAAAGUCUCGGGCAUCUGCAUACAAUAACUUGAAAGGGAAUCUUCAGAAUUUGGAGCGAAAGAACGCGGGAAGUUUGCUAACUCGAAGCCUGGCGGAAAUCGUGAAGAAAGACGACUUUGUUCUUGAUUCGGAGUAUCUUGUCACAUUGCUGGUGGUAGUUCCCAAGUUGAACCACAACGACUGGAUUAAGCAGUAUGAAACGCUCGCAGAAAUGGUAGUACCAAGGUCGAGCAAUGUUCUUUCAGAGGACCAAGACAGUUAUCUUUGUAACGUCACCUUGUUUAGAAAAGCAGUUGAUGAUUUCAGACACAAAGCCAGAGAAAACAAAAGAGAAGUGCUGCAUGAGUUGUAUAAGCAUCUAGACAGCAGUGCGGCUGCCAUCAUUGACGCUCCUAUGGAUAUUCCUGGCCUAAACCUGAGUCAGCAAGAAUACUACCCCUAUGUGUAUUACAAGAUUGAUUGCAACUUGCUGGAAUUCAAGUAAAAAUGAGCUCCUGCCAGUCAAUCCUGUCCUUGUGUUGGUGUGUGCUCACAGAGUUAGCUCUCAUAACUCUCGUGCCCUCUGCUUGCUCCUUACCCUCCCCUAGGUGGAUUUCUCAUGUGGUCCAUAUCUCAACAUUUGCUUUUUAAAGAAAAAAAUAUAUAUAUUGUUUCUUUUUAUUGAUCAGGUCUGUAAAUGUGUACUGAAAAAAAUCAAGAGUUUAUUUAUAAAUAGAAUAGUUUAUUUAAAGAGGUAUUUUCCUCCUUGAUAUCAUGGUAUGCAUAAUUCUGUGUGUUACUGUUUUGCACAGCCUUGUUUACAGGGAAUUGUGUAAGCAUACCAUUUCAUUCACUGUAUUAGUAGACAUAACUGUUGAGAAGUUACUAAAUUGUGAUGUAGUGCUAUGUGACAGCGUUCAGGUGUGUGAUUUCGGAAUGUUCCAACACUACCUUGUCAGCACUGUUGACACCCACAGGACAGAAUAAAAGAACCUGUGCAUGCUGUGCUGUGUGUGUGACUUGAGAGGCUCCAAGGAGCCACAGCCUGGCUGGGCUGUUUUCAGGAGCUCACUGCUGCUGAGCUGUGAGCAUUUGUGUCUGUCUUGCAUAGGAUUUAAUUGUGCCAAAUUUGGGUCAGAGCACAAAUCAGAAGGUUAUUUUUCCACACAUGGUGAUAUUUAUGUUUGGACACUGGAUGUUUAGCUGUCUUGAAUAAGAAGUGGGGCCAGUUUUGAAUAAAGUGUAGCAAAACUA
This is a messenger RNA of Mastomys coucha (southern multimammate mouse), 1876 nucleotides long. It is a transcript of the gene Atp6v1c1, whose product is annotated as ATPase H+ transporting V1 subunit C1. Gene Ontology annotation, cellular component: lysosomal membrane; vacuolar proton-transporting V-type ATPase, V1 domain. The record is from RefSeq and is a predicted model, not a curated record. Gene Ontology annotation, biological process: proton transmembrane transport. The coding region runs from base 237 to 1127 and encodes 296 amino acids. Lineage: Eukaryota; Metazoa; Chordata; Mammalia; Rodentia; Muridae. The transcript is spliced from 11 exons. Gene Ontology annotation, molecular function: proton-transporting ATPase activity, rotational mechanism.